AUUGUAAACUGACGAUAUUUUUUUCUUAGAGAAGUAAAUUCCUUUGGACUGUUUAUGUUAUUACACAGUAUGCAGCAUUACCAUGCUGUAUGCGCAAUUUAUCGUCUCUCCAGAACCUUGUAAACACGUAAGUACAUAGGUACACCUACACCACCAGACUAUCUCUAUCGACAUUAUAUUAGCUUUGUAAUGUGUAACUAGACUAGACAUUAACCGCUUUUUAUAUACCUGUAUAUACUAUCUCAAUUUUUCGUCUCAGAGUUAAAUCUCUAAAGCGAGUUUAAAUACAUUUUCUUGUUUUCUCCAGGUAUUAAAAAGGAAGAAAACGUUAUUGAUAGCGCUCCAUUUUCUAUUAUUUCUUCGAGUAGAGGUCGCGAUCUUCUUCUAUAUAAAGGUUAUAGAUUUACGAAAACCCGAGUCAAAAAAAAUGGCCACAUUGUUUGGCGUUGCAUCAAUAGGACUUUUUCUUGUUACGCGGCUGUUACUACUUAUGGCAUUGAAGUUAUUAGAGAAAAUAUGCACAGAUGCCAGGCUGAUGCUGCUGACAACGAGAUUAAGAAAAAAAUAACUGAAUGUCUAAAAAGGAUAAAAAAUGAAUCCACGCCUUUUCGUCAGAUAUAUGCAGAUGCUGUCAAUGAAUAUAAUAAAAUGGGCUUUAAUGCCAUUAAACCUAUGCCAAGUUUUGCUUCUGUGAAGACCAGAUUUUAUAAUCACAAAAAUGCAGCAAUAAAGAAAACGAUAGAGUAUUUCGAGGGAAAGUCCGAAGGGCAUUCUAGUAAUGAUAAAUAAAUAGCCGUUAAAUGUUAGUGAUAUUUUAACAAUUCUAUUAGAGAUUAUUAUGUGACAAUACAGACUGUUUAGAAUAAUUUCAAUGAUACUCAUGAAAAUUAUGUAAAUAUUUGGAAUAGCUUUUAAUUAAGUAUGAAAGCUUUUGUCACUACCGUUACACUAAGCUUCCUUAUUUAUAAAUAACCCCAACGUAACGCCCAAAUAUUCGCAACGCCUAAACCUUGUCAUCUUUUAGGAAGCAAGUAAAGUCUCAUUAUGUUAGUCUUCUUUAAUAUAUUAUAUAAUUAUUUAUUGUUCUAUAUCUAUAACAAUAUAUGUAUCUAUAACAACAAUAUCUACGCUUGUCUGAAUGUUUAUAUAUUACUCCUAUAUCUUUUUUAUUUAAAUAUUUUAUUUUUUGUCUAUUUAUUUAAUACUGUUAAGUUUACUGCACCCUCUUAGUUUACUUGUGUCUCUUUCCACCCAAAGGUUGGCUGGAAGAAAUUGCAUUGGCGAUAAGUCCGCCUUUGCACUCAUUAUGUUUGAAUAUCUUGUUGUAACUUGUACUCCUUUGUGAAUGAUGCAAUAAAGAGUUUAUAUAUCUCUCUAUCUAUCUAUCUAACCCCAUAAGUAACCCAAUUUGAGAAGAUCGAUUUGGGUUUUAUUCUUGUAAAUACGAAUACUAGAUGCUUAUCGUUUAUAGGUCAUCAGGGAAACUCUUACCGAUGUGGUGAUUUAUUAGUUGAGAUAAUCGGAACUCCAAUAAAGACUGAAGUUAAUUCAGACAGUGAUAUGCUAGACAUUGAUGACUCCUGCAAUUUAUUAGAAGAGAGAUACAAUGUUCUAGUAGACCCUGAAUUAAAAUCGGAUAGUGGUAUGGCAGUUAUUGAUGAGAAGUUUCCAAUAAAAUCAAUUAAAGAUUUGAAAACAAUGGAUAAGAAACUCCGAAAUAAGGAUUACGAAAAAUCAUUGGUAGAAAAGUUCUUGAAAGUGUGUGAUAGACGCAGCUCAAUGACAUUAAAAUCUGAUGGACUAUUCUUAUUGAGCCAUAUCAUUACCGACCAAUGUCUUAACAUGUGUGUGUGGAAAGGUAUAAAAGGCUAUAGUAAAGUACCUUUCGUUAAUUUUAUUAACAUGCGAGAAUUUAUUUUCAAAGUUAUUAACCAAGCAGACGAAACAUGUAGUCGGAAAGAUGUUGAUAUAUUUUUGCAACACACCGCUAUAAAAAGCAGCUACCAAAGAUUAAAAAGAAGAAAACGAUCCACAUAAGCUCCUGAUAUUCAUAAGAAUCCUGCAGGAUUCAAAGUAAUUAGGUCAAGUGGAAUACAAUUAGGAGAAAAUAAAAAUAGUUGCUAGAAUGCUGCUGAAAAAAUCGUUAAAAUAUGAAGAAUGAUGCAAUAACGAGAAAAAUAUUAAUCAUGAAUAAUCAAAUAUCAAGAUAUUUCCUAUUAUGAAAUUUGAUCUUAUGCACUUUCUAGAUUGUUCUACUUUGUAAUCUACUCGUGUGAAAUAUAGUAUCAUAAAUAUGAUUAAUACGAAAACAAAUGUAACUAGAUAAAGUAGUACAUUUUAUUUCGUAUUACUGUUGUAAUUUUUAAUUUUAUCACAAUGACAGUGAAUUAGAUACAGUGAAGGAAGGAAGUGGAGAAUGAAAACGUACAGAAGAAUAGUAAGAGAAGCAAAAACGAAGAAAAAUUAGAUAGAUUACGGGAAGCAAAAAGAAGGAGAAAUCGAAACAAACGUGAAAAAAUUAAAAACAAUCCCGAAUAAUACGAAAAAGUUAAGGCCAAAUAUAAAGAAAGAAUGAAACAGAAACAAAUAAAAAUGAGUUCUGACGAACAGGUCGUAAAACAGAUGAACCUUUAGAGCUAUAGAGCUCGAAAGGUCAAUCUGAAAAAAAAAGUUAAGCUAAUUAGAGAACAGAUGAAAUUCUCGCUUGUUAUCGUCAAGGAUGAUAUACGUGCCAAUGGUCUGAUAACUAGUGAUGCCGACAACUUUGCGAAGUGGAGAGUGUAGGAACGCGAACCCUAGGUUCCGACGUUCAACGGCUGAGGACGAAACUGGGAAAAUGCUAAAAUGAGAGAGAGAGAGAGAGCUACAAAAGACUACAAGUUGAUACCUGCCCGUUCACGUCAAAAGAAAAAUCUUCUCAUGCUUAAUGGAUAUACCUUCGCGCAGAACCACACACCACGCCUUUGGUAUUGUUCCCAGAAACGAAAUGGCUGCAAGGCCAAAAUCAAGAUGUCUGAUAACGGAUAUAUACUGCGAGCAGACACUGACCACUGCCACACUCCUCCAAUGUACUAUAUCAACAAACUGGGCGAAUAUAGGUUAUACUAUAAGCUUAUACCUUCCCGUCAAAAGAAAAAUCUUCUCAUGCUUAAUGGAUAUACCUUCGCCCAGAAUCACUCACCGCGCCUUUGGUAUUGCUCUCAAAAAAGAAAUGGUUGUAAGGCGAAAAUCAACAUGUCGCACAAAGGAAGAAUACUUUAUGCAGACAAGGACCAUUGCCACACGCCGCCGGAGUACUACGUCACCAAAACGGGGGAAUAUGUGUUGAUGAAGUCCAAGAAAUGUUAAAUUUAAUAUUAGUACUGCUGCAUCUUGUACUUCAAUCAUCGUACAUCCACUGCAGAGUGUCUUUUCAUGCACACCAUUCCUUACGGUCUUAAGCUCUCCUCAUCCAGGUCUUUCCCAUUACAUUAUAGAUCAAUCUAGACUAUGGUAAAUAGAAUAGUACAGUACCUAUAUAGUUGAAUACUGUCUGUCUGAGUAUAAUACAAAAUCUGAUUCGCCAAGUCUCUGCACGAAGUAGAAGUAGAAUUAGGCAUAAUGUUGUUUAACUCUCAUACAAAAACAUAUAAUACAAUUAAUACUACAUUCAAUAAUAGUUUAUUAUCAAAACAAUAGCGUAGAUGAAUUGUAUAAUGCAUAAUCGAGAUAAAUACGUAGAUAUAAUUGGGAUCAUUUUCUGAAGUUACAGAAUGAAAAAAAAUUGCCAAAAUAUACAGUUGGAUCAUUUUACGAUGAUUGAAAGUUGAUUACAAAGUCCAUUUCAAAAAUAUGAUUUUUAUAAAAAAAGCUUAACCACCAUUGUAAAAAAAAGAAAAUGUAAUAUCUUCUUUGUUACGAAGUUACCUUUCAAACAGGCAAUAUUUGGGUUGUAUCGUGUAUAACUUCUCCUUUGAGUUUUAUUUAGUACUAAAAACGUCCAAAACAGCUACGAUAAACAUAUUUUUGAACUCGUCCAAACGUUUUAGUACUAAAUAUUGCCCUUAUCAAAAUGGUUGUUUCAUAGAUAUUUAGGAAUGUACGGUUUUCAAAUGUCGUAUACCAGCUAAUAACUAGUCGGAUCUAGUCAAAAAUAUGUUAAAUACUCUCAUUUUGUAAUUCUUAAUCUUUUUUCGUGUAUUGUAUCGAUGCACUAUAUAUAUAUAUAUAUAUA
Messenger RNA from Plodia interpunctella (Indianmeal moth), 4213 nucleotides. RefSeq lists its product as uncharacterized. The record is from RefSeq and is a predicted model, not a curated record. Lineage: Eukaryota; Metazoa; Arthropoda; Insecta; Lepidoptera; Pyralidae. The transcript has 6 exons. Bases 2845 to 3348 code for a protein of 167 amino acids.